Messenger RNA from Aspergillus terreus NIH2624, 873 nucleotides. RefSeq lists its product as uncharacterized. Lineage: Eukaryota; Fungi; Ascomycota; Eurotiomycetes; Eurotiales; Aspergillaceae. The coding region runs from base 1 to 873 and encodes 290 amino acids. Gene Ontology annotation, biological process: polyketide metabolic process. The record is from RefSeq and is a predicted model, not a curated record. The transcript has 3 exons.
AUGGGCUCUACUAUUGACAUCCCACUCCAGCCGUUACCCGUCCCGAGGACAGAAACCGUUGCAUCAGGCCUUUCGCUUAUCCCACCUCUUUCGCGGCGAGGAUCUGGUCCUGGGAUGAUUGUACUAGUACCUGACGGCACUCCACAUGCAAUCAAUAUUGACAAGGGGGCGCCUUCGCCUGCAUUGAAAUGGGCGGAGGAAAGCUACACUGUCAUCGAAAUACGGGAAUCUGCGCUUGACGAGGGAGAUCCUCUAGUCCGUGCAAUUGAAGAGCUCAGUAACCCGAAGUUAUGGGCCAAAGCUGCAUCGUCCAAGGCAAUUGGACAGAUUACAGCUGCGUCUAUAUAUGCGGCAGUGUCCGAAAUUGAAUCCAUAGCAUCCACAUCUGUCCCGAUCGUUCAGCAUCUCGCAGGUGUAGCGCCUCACAAGCUGCAACGCACGUCGGAGCUCUUCCAAUACGCCUACGAGGACAUGAAGACCCCUAACUUCGCCAUACCGAAUUCAACCGAAUUCCACUAUGGAACUGAAGCUGUCUCCCACACCCGAAACUUGACAUUUUUGAAGAAACACAUGGACGGUCCGUAUUUCGAUCUGGAGGCCAUCUGGGAUGAACACACGUAUUUCGAAUUCGACAAUCGGUCUGUCGAGCACACGAUGAGCACUAUGGUGCAGGAGCCUUAUGUGAACCACAUUCCGACUAUCACGGGCGGAAUAGGACGCGACCGGCUCACAGACUUCUACCGACACCACUUCAUCUUUAACAACCCCAAAGACACAAAGAUGGAGCUCAUCAGCCGGACCGUCGGUAUCGACCGCGUCGUUGACGAAUUCAUCAUGACCUUUACCCAUGACUCGGAGGUUGACUGGAUGUGA